This is a messenger RNA of Dunckerocampus dactyliophorus (ringed pipefish), 4068 nucleotides long. It is a transcript of the gene traf3ip2a, whose product is annotated as TRAF3 interacting protein 2a. Gene Ontology annotation, biological process: humoral immune response; positive regulation of canonical NF-kappaB signal transduction. The transcript is spliced from 9 exons. Lineage: Eukaryota; Metazoa; Chordata; Actinopteri; Syngnathiformes; Syngnathidae. The record is from RefSeq and is a predicted model, not a curated record. The coding region runs from base 1093 to 2307 and encodes 404 amino acids.
ACAGGUUUGUCCUGCGGCUGAGAGCUAAGUACCUCGACAGAAAGGUGUGUUCUGCCUCAUUCUUCCUAUCCAAAUUUGUCCGAUUCAUAAAUCUGAAUAAACUUGAUAUUUAAUCUUUAUUUGUUUAUGAAGCUCUACCUGUCAGGUAUUCCGGUGACUGGUUUUGACCUUUGUACCGUGGUGUUAUUGUGACGUUAUUGGGCUUCACUCAACCCAACCCUAAGCCAUGCCGAUGUUAAGUACACUCUCAUUUUAUGCACAAGCUAAUGAGACCUACAAGGCCUUAAGACUCAAAACAAAAUGAUCAGAAUUUCAUACUGAGAGCUGUUUCUAAUAAUUUGCCCAUAUUGUGUUGCCCAGGGGUGUCAGACUUUCAUCGGACAAAGGGGCCAUUUUAUUUAUUUAUUAUUUUAAGCAGGCUAAAAACCAUUACAGCCUGGAUAGGCUGACAAAAAACAGUCUGCGUUUUAUGUCAUAGGCAGUGUCGACGUCAGGCUAGCAGGAGGGUUUAGAGGGGUGUUAAAAAUAGACAUUUUUAUGGGCGUAUCAAUUACUCACCGGUUUCCACAAUUCUCUAGGUGUGGAAUAGAACUCCCGCAAGAUCGAAUGUAUUGUCCCGAAUUUUCCAGACUAUGAGUCGUUUCUGACUAUACGUCACAUCUGUCAAAAAAACGGACGAGAACAGAUCAUUUAAUCUGGAAACGGAAGUUAUUUAACGAUGUAAUCGAAGUUAGAACAACAGGCUGUGUAGGUGUCUGGUAUGUUAACGCCAUGACACAUGACAACAUGACAGUUACGGUAUUUAACUCCACAAUAGCACACAGAACAUACCUGGGAAACUGAAUAGGAUAAAAUAACAUAACAAGCCAGCGAAUCCAACAACCAAGUUACCGGUAAACAAGUUCACCGAGCUCACAAUCUUAUUUUUCAUCCUCUACUGUUCUUAGUACUUUGCAUUGUCCUACACCACAAUCAUAUACUAUACUAUAGUAUAAUAUUGUUAUAUUUUGUUGUCGGUCAGUCUAUGUUUGUAUUUUGUACAUAUGUGUAGAGCUGUUUCCAGGUAAGCAGAUCCAAAUUCCAAGUGGCAACAUGGACACCUGUCCAGGCCUCUGUCGUCAUCAGAGUAUUCCUGUUGAGACAGACGAGAGCAUGGCACCCUCCAGUCUAGACUUGGACUGGCUCCCUGCCAACCAGCAGUGCAUUGAAGGACAACUAGGGACCAGAAAGAGCUUUGAGCACCAUGGAUGUGAGCAAACAGGGGAACGGGACAUCCAUUACAACCGGGAGAGACUCCUUCAGCGUUAUUUCCAGAGUGAACUCACAACAGACAGUGUACCCACUUCUGAGCUUCACUUGGUCCCACAAGGGCAGAUGGGACCUUGUUGGCCUGGUUUUACCAACCCUCAAAACGGGCCUGAGUGUUCUGUGGAUGAGGCAGACGGCUUGGAGGCACCUCUCCCACUCAUGUCCGACGUCAAUGCCAAACACUUUAUCCAAUCACCCCAUCCUGCAGCACUUUUUCACGGCCAAUGUCUCGGUCCAAGCCAGGGGAGAUGUCUCAAAGCAUGCAUGUGUCACCAUCCAGCAAACCCACCUUUCCACAACUAUAAACACAGUCCUGAUGUGCACAUGCACCCCAGAAAUCAAUGCCACAGGGUGCCAUCAUUUCAGCCACCGGGGAACUGCCCCCAAAACCUGCACGUUGGAGUGGCUCCCAGGGAUGUCAUGUGUGAGGUCGUCUUAGAUGAUCCCAGGCAGGCAGAUCCCGGGCCAGGUAUUAAGGAGACCAAGUGGACCUUCAGUCUGCCAAAGGAGUACAGGAAUGUUUUCAUCACAUAUUCUGUGGACACAGCUGCAGAGAUGACUCCCUUCACCAAAUUUCUGACGAGUCAGGGCUUCAAACCGGCAAUUGACAUCUUUGACAAUCCCAUCAGGCGGAUGGGCAUCACCAGAUGGAUGGACCGGUUUUUGAAUGAUAAAUCAGUCCUCAUCAUCGUGGCCAUCAGUCCUAAGUAUAAGGAGGAUGUAGAGGGGGAUGGUAACGAUGAGCACGGGAUGCACACCAAAUACAUUCACAAUCAGAUCCAAAACGAGUUCAUCCAACAAGGCUGCUUGAACUUCAGGUUCAUACCAGUGUUGUUUCCCAACGCUACCAAGAAACACGUCCCCAGUUGGCUCCAAAACACAAGGAUCUACAGGUGGCCCCAAGACACGCAGGACCUGCUGUUGCGCCUGCUGAGGGAGGAGCGCUACAUCAUUCCACAGGCAGAAACACCCCUCACCCUCACAGUCCGUCCUCUCUGAAUCUUAUAGGUCAGGGGUGAGCUGGAGCCUACCCCAGCUGACUUUGGGCGAGAGGCGGGAUACACUUACAAACUCAGCAGGGGAUCAAAUACUUAUUUUCCCCACUGUAUACAUACAAUAUAUAUAUAUAUAUUAGGGAUGUCCGAUAUUGGAUUUUUGGCUAUAACCGAUAUGUGGAUAUUGUCCAACUCUCAAUUUCCAAUUCCAGUAUCAACUGAUACCGAUUUCUGUGGUGACCAACAAUAUUGUUUGAGACAUUCCUCUUGGAAAUUAAUAAAGUGUUUACCUACCUACCUACCAACCUACCUACCUACCUACUUACCAAGUGGAUUUCCGUUUCCGAGUCAUGAGGUUGUUGUAGCCACUUAGCUAUUGCUAAUUACUUGUUGGGUUGAGUGGAGAGUAAACUGAUUGGCGCCACCUACCUUGACUCCUGUCUCGUUGUGAAUCGCAUCUCCACAUUUCGUGACCCUCGAUGUGGGUAAAAAUGUCGACUGACAACAACGAGAUCGUGCCGGCGCCGCUACAAGGCAACCAGUUAACUAACGUCGGUGCUGUCUGCGGCACAUCCACGCCCGUGGUUUCAACAUAUCAAGCCCAGUUCCGACUUCGAGAAAUAGCACAGGAUGUGAUGAAGUAUUCCCAUGUAUUGGCGCCACUAGAUGCCUCCAUGACGGAAAGUACGAGAGGCCAUAGGCCAAUAAAUACAGCAUUUUUUUUAAUUAUAGGUUUUCAUUAUAGGGAAAAAACAAAUACCCAAAUAAACGGAUAUUACAUUUUUCUGCCAAUAUUGGGCCGAUAAUAUCGGUGGGCCAAUAUUAUCGGACAUCCCUAAUAUACUGUAUACAUACACACCUAUUACAAUCUGAGAAUUACAAUUAGAAAUGUAGAAUUUCUGAUUCUGCAGUAUGAUCUAUGUGGUUUGCUAGUUUGAAUGCAUCAAAAUGUACAAUAUUUGAAGAUGUUUUCUGAUUUGUAUGUAUUGAUCCAUACUAUUUUAGAGCUCUGGCUUUCCAAAGUGCUGGUUUGUGGAAAAUACAAAUGACUUGGAUGAACACAAAAUACAAUUUAGAUGGACUUGUCUUUAAUUUACAGCUAUUCAGUAGUUACAAAAUGUAUUCCACCACCACCAAUAAUAAUAAUCCAUACAUCCAUCUAUUUUCUAUGCCGCUUCUCCUCAUUAGGGUUGUUUAAUAAUAACACUGCGAUUGUCGCAGUAUUGAGCUACUUCUUCCCUCCUUUUUAAUGGUGAAUUGCAACCACUCGAGUUAGUCCCUCCCCUUCCGCUACGAGCCACAUGGCGACUAUUGAGACCUGUCAACAUUUGCUUUAGAAAAUAAGAUACAUUUUCCAGAAAAUAAGGAAAUUUCCACCAGCGCUCUCAAAAUGCUCAGGUUAAUUACGGAAUUGAAACCUUAGUUGAAGCCUUACUUUGUGAUACGGUAAUAAAUACAAGUCACCAAAAGAUGGCAGCAUUUCUCGCAUAACACUCAAAGAGCUGGUUACAAGCACACAAAAUACAAUAAAUUAUUAGUGCACAACAUUUUUUGUUUCUUUAGAGUGCUGUUAUUCAUCCCAAUUUGAAAAAUGUUUAAAACCGAAUAUUUACAUGCGUCGUGAGAAUGUGUCAUAAUGACAACAAGUGAUUCCUCCACUGCAGAGCAACUGGAGGCUUAUGAACAGAAACAUCCUGCUCUUAAAUUCUCAGCAGGAACAUCACGUCAUGCUCAUCUGCAGACAGCAGUCCCACCAGUCCAUUCC